AUGAGAUUUCUCAUCAGAUCAAGUCAACGAUUAGUUGCCGGCAGAUAUGCUGUAAACACCACCAGUAGAGUCUUUACUCGAGGAGCUUUGAUUGGAAGUCGCAGCUAUUCUUCACAAAUUCCUAGCAGCUCGCCUUUAGAGCCUUUAGACACUUAUCUUAGAAGACACAAUGGAUCUUCGUCCCCUAAGUCCAUUGAAACUCUUCUUGAUAAAGUGGGAUACAAAUCGGUCGAUUCCUUUGUCGAGUCCGUAGUUCCAGAUGGAAUUCUUUCAAGACGUCCUCUACAAAUCAGCCCAGAAAACGGACUUUCCGAGUCUCAGCUCACUAGCAGAUUAAGAGAAAUUGCCUCUGAAAAUAAAUUGUACAGAUCUUUCAUUGGUAGAGGUUACUAUGGCACUAUUGUUCCUCCAGUGAUCCAAAGAAACAUUCUGGAAUGCCCUGAAUGGUAUACUUCAUAUACUCCAUAUCAGCCAGAAAUUGCUCAAGGUAGACUUGAGUCUUUAAUGAACUUCCAAACUUUGGUGGCUGAUUUGACUGGAAUGUCAGUUGCAAAUGCUUCGUUGCUGGAUGAGGCUACUGCUGGUGCUGAAGCCAUGGCUAUGGGUUUCCACGCUCUUCGUGGAAAACGCAAGGUUUAUUACGUCGAUGAGAAUGUCCACAGCCAGACUAUUAGUGUUUUGAAGACUAGAGCCAAGACUUUAGGUAUUGAGGUUGUCAUUGGCUUGCCCAAGGAUGAGGCCGAGUUCAAGAGCUCAUUUGGUACUUUGAUCCAAUAUCCAGGUGCUAAUGGUAAUAUCGAGUCUCCUGAAUACUAUCAACAAUUGUCAGACAAGGUCCACGGCAGUGGUGGUGUCCUUGCUGUUGCUACUGAUUUGCUUGCUUUGACUGUGUUGAAGGCCCCAUCUUCGUUUGGUGCUGAUAUUGUGUUUGGUAACUCGCAAAGAUUCGGUGUUCCUUUUGGAUAUGGUGGACCCCAUGCUGCCUUCUUCGCUGUUGCUGACUCUGAAAAGAGAAAGAUGCCUGGUCGUCUCAUCGGUCGUAGUAAGGACCGUUUGGGCAAUCCUGCUUUCAGAUUGGCUCUUCAAACUCGUGAACAACACAUUCGUCGUGAAAAGGCUACUUCCAACAUUUGUACGGCCCAAGCCCUUCUCGCAAACAUGGCCGCUAUGUAUGCUGUCUACCAUGGACCUGAAGGUUUGAAGAACAUUGCCAACCGUGUCUACAGUCUGACCACUUACUUGGCUUCUCAAAUCGAGUCCUCUUCGUCUCAUUCCCUUGUCAACAACAAAUGGUUUGAUACUUUGACUGUUAAACUGGGCGGUGUUACUGCCGACGAGUUCCUUGCCAAGGCUCGUUCUGAGUAUCAAAUUAAUCUUUUCAAGGUUGAUGAUUCUUCUGUCUCAGUUGCUCUUGACGAGACUGUUACUGCCAAGGAUGUUUCUGACCUGGUAUCUCUUUUCACUGGCUCUACUGUUGGAUUAACCACUCUUAGUGCUGCUGAUGUUCAAUACACCAGUGUUCCUGAAGACCUCGCUAGAACUGGCAAGAUCCUUCAGUUUGCCGUUUUCAACACUCACCACUCUGAGACCGAGUUGCUCCGUUAUAUCCACCAUCUUCAGUCUAAGGACCUUUCCCUUGCCAAUUCCAUGAUUCCUCUCGGCAGUUGUACCAUGAAGCUGAAUGCUACCGUACAAAUGGCUCCAGUUACCUGGCCCGAGUUUGGUCAAAUCCACCCUUUUGCUCCUAUCGAUCAAGCCAAGGGAUAUCAGACUCUUGUUAGUGAAUUAGAAGCCGAUCUUGCUGAUAUCACUGGUUUUGAUGCUACCUCGCUUCAACCUAACUCGGGUGCUCAGGGUGAAUUUGCCGGUCUCAAGGUCAUCCGUGCCUACCUCGACUCUAUUGGUCAAGGUCACCGUGAUAUCUGUAUUAUUCCUGUUUCUGCCCAUGGAACCAACCCAGCCUCUGCUGCCAUGGCUGGUUUCAAGGUCGUUUCUGUCAAGUGUACCAACAAUGGAGAGCUUGACUUGGUCGAUUUAGAAGCUAAGGCUGAGAAGUACAAGGAUAAGCUUGCUGCUACUAUGAUUACCUAUCCUUCUACUUAUGGUGUGUUCGAGCCUGGUGUGAAGAGAGCCAUUGAGAUUGUCCACUCUCAUGGAGGUCAAGUAUACAUGGAUGGAGCCAACAUGAAUGCACAAAUCGGUCUCACUUCUCCCGGUGAGAUUGGAGCUGAUGUAUGCCACUUGAACUUGCACAAGACUUUCUGUAUUCCUCACGGUGGUGGUGGUCCAGGUGUCGGUCCUAUCUGUGUCAAGUCUCAUCUCCAACCUUUCCUUCCUAGCCAUGACACUGUUGCUGUUACCUCUGCUAGUUCCGAUGGUCGUGCUGUAGACUCUGUUUCGGCUGCUCCAUAUGGUUCUGCCAGUAUCUUGCCUAUUUCCUGGGCCUAUAUCAAGUUGAUGGGUGCCAGUGGUCUCAAGAAAGCCACCGAGUUGGCUCUUCUCAAUGCCAAUUAUAUGAAGGCUCGUGUUGGCGAGCACUUCCCAGUUGCCUAUACCAAUGCUGAGGGUCGAUGUGCUCACGAGUUCAUUGUUGAUUUGCGAGGAUUCAAGAGUACCAGUGGUAUUGAGGCCAUUGAUGUUGCCAAGAGACUUCAAGAUUACGGAUUCCACGCCCCCACCAUGUCGUGGCCCGUUCCAAACACUCUUAUGAUCGAGCCCACUGAAAGUGAGUCUAUUGCUGAAUUGGAUCGUUUCUGUGAUGCCCUCAUCUCUAUUAGAAAGGAAAUUGCUGACAUUGAAGAGGGCCGUGUUCCCAGAGAGAACAAUGUUUUGAAGAACGCCCCUCACUCACAACAGGAUCUUCUUACCAGCGAGUGGGACAGACCCUACACCCGUGAGCAGGCUGCCUACCCCCUUCCUUACCUCCGUGAAGCCAAGUUCUGGCCUUCCGUCACUCGUCUGGACGACAACUACGGAGACCUCAACCUCUUCUGCUCAUGCGACCCUGUCGAGGCCAUUGAGUAG
This is a messenger RNA of Sugiyamaella lignohabitans, 3024 nucleotides long. RefSeq names its product glycine decarboxylase subunit P (gene GCV2). Bases 1 to 3024 code for a protein of 1007 amino acids. The record is from RefSeq and is a predicted model, not a curated record. Gene Ontology annotation, cellular component: glycine cleavage complex; mitochondrion. NCBI's taxonomy places the organism in Eukaryota, Fungi, Ascomycota, Dipodascomycetes, Dipodascales, Trichomonascaceae. Gene Ontology annotation, molecular function: glycine binding; pyridoxal phosphate binding; glycine dehydrogenase (decarboxylating) activity. Gene Ontology annotation, biological process: glycine decarboxylation via glycine cleavage system. The transcript has a single exon.